Manacus vitellinus (golden-collared manakin) is the source of this 2519-nucleotide messenger RNA. It is a transcript of the gene SLC60A1, whose product is annotated as major facilitator superfamily domain containing 4A. Gene Ontology annotation, biological process: transmembrane transport. The record is from RefSeq and is a predicted model, not a curated record. Bases 1 to 1491 code for a protein of 496 amino acids. Lineage: Eukaryota; Metazoa; Chordata; Aves; Passeriformes; Pipridae. The transcript has 11 exons.
AUGUGCAAACCCACCCUCACCUACUGGAGCGUCUUCUUCAGCUUCGGCCUCUGCAUCGCCUUCCUGGGGCCCACGCUGCUGGACCUGCGCUGCCAGACCCAGAGCUCCCUCUCCCAGAUCACCUGGGUCUUCUUCUCCCAGCAGUUCUGCCUCCUGCUCGGCAGCUGCCUCGGAGGGGUCUUCAAGAGGACGUUGGCUCAGUCCUUGUUUGCACUCUUUGCCUCCUCCCUGGCCAUCUCCCUGGUGUUUGCCAUCAUCCCCCUGUGCCACAAUGUGGUGGUGCUGGCUGUGGUCAUGGCUGUGGCAGGGCUGGCCAUGGGCUGCAUCGACACCAUCUCCAACAUGCAGCUGGUGAAGAUCUACCAGAAGGACUCUGCCAUCUUCCUGCAGGCCCUUCACUUCUUCGUGGGCUUUGGGGCCCUGCUGAGCCCCCUCAUAGCCGACCCCUUCCUGUCAGACACCAACUGCAUCCUGUCCAACUCCACAGCCAACGCCUCCAGCUCCACAGCCAACGCCUCCAGCAACCUCCCUCACAUCCGAAAGUCCCUGGUGCCCCACCACCCGGGCAACCUGUCCCACUACGACCUGCCCAUGAAGGGCAUGGUGGUGACCCGUGUCUCCUACGCCUUCUGGAUCAUGGCCCUCAUCAAUGUAAGUGGCUGGGAUCUGGGAGUGGCCCGGGAUCUUGGUUGGGAAGAUCCCUGCUCCUCGGGUUUGGGGGGUGCUGGUGCCUGUUGGGAAUACCAGGAAUACAGCAGGGAGUCUGGGGUGCUGGAGACCAGUUUUGGGGAUGAAGGUCACGACGACUUAUUGAGCUGCUGCCAAAGCAGGAACUUCAGAGGGGCUUCCUACACCUACUUCGCAGUCCACAUCACCGGGGCUCUCGUUCUCUUCAUGACUGAUGGGAUUGUGGGGGAGUACUCAGGCUUCGUGUACAGCUACGCCGUGGAGGAGCCCCUGGCCGUGCUGCACAAGGUCGCCGGGUACCUUCCCAGCCUCUUCUGGGGCUUCAUCACCCUGGGCAGGCUCAUCUCCAUCCCCGUGUCCUACCGCAUGAAGCCGGCGACCAUGGUCUUCAUCAACGUGGUUGGGGUCCUCAUAACCUUCCUCCUGCUGCUGAUUUUCUCCUCCAGCGUCGUCUUCCUGUUCGUGGGCACGGCAUCCCUGGGGCUGUUCCUGAGCAGCACCUUCCCCAGCAUGCUGGCCUACACCGAGGACAUCCUGCAGUACCAAGGUUGUGCCACGACCGUGUUGGUGACUGGAGCUGGGAUUGGGGAGAUGGUCCUACAGCUGCUGGUGGGCUCGAUUAUCCAUGAUCGGGGCAGCUACAGUUUCCUGGUCUGUGGGAUGAUCUUUGGAUGCUUGGCCUUCACCUUCUACGCCCUCCUGGUGUUUUUCCACAGGAUGUACCCCAAGCCCUCUCCAGAGCUGGACGAUGCCUCUCCCGACAAAGCAGCAGUGCCAGAUGACACGGGGCAGUACCAGCGCUGAGGAAGUGGCCAAGCUCUAGACAAGCAAUAAACCAUCCCCCCCCCAAUUAAAGCAUUGCUCUCGAGGAUGAUUUCAACAUUUAGUGACUGAAUCAUGCAAGUUCUCUGCGAUCAAAAGCACAUUCGACUGGGUAAGUGAGAAUCAAGGAAACAUCCCAAAAACACCGUGGCACGAGCUGCCAGUGGCACUGGGACCAGAAGGACUUUAAGUGCCACCUGAAAGGUGUGAGCAGAGAGGAUUUCCCAACAGUUCCUCCUGUAAAUGAACUUCCUUACCUGUUCAGGACGGAGGGUGGGAAGGAAGAGGUUCUCUCUGCUCCACCUGUGACUGAAUGUCUCCUGGCUUAGUCAUUGAAUUGAACAGAUUAUUUUUCUGGCCUGUAAUGGACAGGAGCCCCUUGAAUUUACAGCACAAUACUGGAUUUUAAUUCAUUUUUGUGCAACGUGGACUCGAGUCGAUGUCACCUCCAUUUACCCUCCCAAAGGGGAACAGUUCCACACUGUCUGUAUUUGCACACUUGAUUCCUGUAUAUUCCACACUUCCAAACACCUUCACUAAGACAGUGUCUUACUCAGCAUGCUCAGGCCUCUUGAUUAUUACAAUCAUUUGCUUUUCUUUUUUUUGUUCUGUUGGUUUUUUUUUCUCUGUUUGUUAUUUUUUUUAAAGAAUGAGUUGUGAUGGGUUUGUUUUGCUUUAAGUCAGUCACUUAACUUCAGCUGCUGCAGUGGCAGUGUCCUUUAGGGUGGUUUUAUUUCCAGCUUCCAACUGAAGCUUUCACCAGAGGUAUUUGGGAGCCAGUCUCCAGCUGCUUUUCCUGUGCAAUAUUCUCAUCCAGGUGCCUUGUGUAAGGUACUCUCAUAGCCCACGCAUGGCCUGCUCCAGCUCCGGGGGAAGGACUGGCUUUAGAGGAAUGUAAAAGCUCCAAACAGCUCCUCCUUCAGUGAGUGAUUGGACAUGUUCUUCUUGCUUUAACUGCUGUAUGUGGAUGUACAUAUGUAUGUGUGUAUAUAAAGCAGUGUUUAAUUAAA